Messenger RNA from Sus scrofa (pig), 934 nucleotides. RefSeq names its product ferritin light chain (gene FTL). Gene Ontology annotation, molecular function: ferrous iron binding; ferric iron binding. The record is from RefSeq and is marked validated. Gene Ontology annotation, biological process: intracellular iron ion homeostasis; iron ion transport. Lineage: Eukaryota; Metazoa; Chordata; Mammalia; Artiodactyla; Suidae. Gene Ontology annotation, cellular component: cytoplasm.
GUUCCCCGCGCGCUAUAAAAGGAGCCGCCCUGGCCACAAACUCGCAGUGUGCUCGGCGGUCCCCCGGAUCUGUCUCUUGCUUCAACAGUGUUUGGACGGAACAGACCCAGGGACGCCCCUUGCUCCAGCCUCCGACUACCCUCCAACCUUUUUUCCAGUCGCAACCUUCGGACUCCGCCUCUCAGCUAUCUUCAGUCUCCGGGACCAGCCAACACCAUUUUUUGAGCUUAGCUCCUUAUUGCCGACCAGCCAUGAGCUCCCAGGUUCGUCAGAAUUAUUCCACCGAGGUGGAGGCCUUCGUCAACCGCCUGAUCAACAUGCAUCUGCAGGCCUCCUACACCUACCUCUCUCUGGGCUUCUAUUUCAACCGCGACGAUGUGGCUCUGGAGGGCGUGAGUCAUUUUUUUCGCGAAUUGGCCGAGGAGAAGCGCGAGGGUUCGGAGCGUCUCUUGAAAAUGCAAAACCAGCGCGGUGGCCGCGCCCUCUUCCAGGACGUGCAGAAACCAUCUCAAGAUGAGUGGGGUAAAACCCAGGACGCUAUGGAAGCCGCCCUUCACUUGGAGAAGGGACUGAACCAGGCUCUUGUGGAUCUGCAUGCGCUGGGUUCUGCCCGCGCAGACCCCCACCUCUGUGACUUCCUGGAGAACCACUUCCUGGAUGAGGAGGUGAAGCUCAUCAAGAAGAUGGGCGACCACCUGACCAACCUGCGCAGGCUCUCUGGUCAGGCUGGGCUGGGCGAGUACCUCUUCGAAAGGCUCACACUCAAGCACGACUAGGAAUCUCUGGAGCCCAGGGGCCUUGGAGGCGCUCCUCUGGUGCCUGGGCUUCUGCCGGAAGCCCCUUUCUGCAGCCACGAGGCACCAUUCUUAACCACCCUGGAGCCCUCUCCCAAGUCUUGGACCAAAUGGAAACAAUAAAAGCUUUUUGCAGCAGA